This is a messenger RNA of Colletotrichum truncatum, 927 nucleotides long. RefSeq lists its product as uncharacterized. The record is from RefSeq and is a predicted model, not a curated record. NCBI's taxonomy places the organism in Eukaryota, Fungi, Ascomycota, Sordariomycetes, Glomerellales, Glomerellaceae.
AUGUCGUCCACUCAACUCUCCUUCUCUCUUCGUGUUUCCUCCGGUGUCAAGACCGUCCACCUUCUUGGCUCCUGGGACAACUACGUUGGACAGCUACCCCUGUCCAAGGACAAGUCUUCAUCCAAGUCCGGCUCAUGGAAGGGCACCUUUAAGUUUGGAGGUUCUACUCUGUCUGCUGGUCAGCGCUACUGGUACUACUACAUCAUCGACGGCUACCACGUCGCCCACAACCCCAGCGUUGCCUCAACAGUCGAGCCCACCACCGGUCGCGAGCUGAACAUUCUCGACGUUCCCUCGUCCGGCAAGUCAAGCAGCAGCAGCAGCAGCAAGUCUUCCAAGUCGUCUUCCUCCUCCAAGUCCUCUUCAAAGUCCUCCCACUCCUCGUCCCACUCUUCGUCUCGGAGCUCCCGCCGCAGUUCCAAGGACAAGGAGUCGAAGAGCAGCCGCAACCGUUCCUCGUCUCGCGACAUCCCCAAGGGCCGACCCCUCUCCAUCUCACAAAUCAAGGCCCCCAAGCCAACGUCGCCCCAUGCCACCCAGCACAUCUUGAAUGGCGACUACUGUGACGAGGACCUCGAGGAGCUCACCGCCCGCUUUGGCGCCGCCGGGUUCGACGAGGAGGAUAUCGUGACAGACUUCUCCAGCUCUCCCGUGUCGUCCAACGGCUCCAGCCUGUCCUACCGCUCCGACAGCUCCAGCCCCAACUCGUCCAUGUCGGGCUACAGCACUCCGGGCUCCGACGUCAGCACCUGCACCUGCGAGCGCUACGGCAUCACCCGCAAGGGCGACCGUGUCAAGAUCGACUGUGGCGGCGCCCGCUGCGGCUACGGCGACAGCUCCGAGUGCUCCGACUCGGAGGAGGAGGAGUCGGAAGACGAGGAGUACGCUCCCUCCAACAGCCGCCGCCACGGCAUGCUCGUUCGCUGA